Molecule: messenger RNA, 3183 nt
Organism: Hibiscus syriacus
Lineage: Eukaryota; Viridiplantae; Streptophyta; Magnoliopsida; Malvales; Malvaceae
Product: disease resistance protein RPV1-like
Exons: 4
Coding region: 83-3082 (999 amino acids)
Biological process (GO): defense response; signal transduction
Molecular function (GO): ADP binding
Source: RefSeq, a predicted model, not a curated record
UCUCAGCUAAUUACUGCAGAUAAAGUUCGAAAAUCACUAAUUCAGUCGGUGGAAACUCAAAAGCAAAGAAUCAAAACAAAAAAUGGCGAACGAAGGUGCAGAUUCAACCUCAACUCCGUCGUCUUUUAGGCGCCAAUGGGACGUCUUCCUCAGCUUCAGAGGCGAAGACACGCGCGACGGCAUCACGACCUGCCUGUAUCGCUCGCUCGACGGAAAAGGCGUGCGCGUCUUUGUAGACGACGUCGGAUUGAACCGUGGAGACGAGAUCGCACGGGGGUUGCUGGAAGCCAUCGAAGACUCGGCCGCUUUCAUCGUUAUUCUGUCCAAAAAUUACGCUUCCUCCCAUUGGUGCCUGGAAGAAUUGGCCAGGAUCUGCGAUUUGCGGAGGCGGAGCCUGAUCCGGCGACUGGUUCUGCCGUUAUUCUAUGAGGUUGAUCCUUCGCAUGUUCGGAAACAGAUAGGGCCUUUUGUGGAGGCGUUCUUCUGCCACGAGAACAGAUUCGGAAAAGACAAGGCCAAAGGGUGGAGGGAAGCCAUGGCCAACGUUGGCUCCCUUGCUGGUUUCGUUGUCAAAAACGAAAGUGAUGGAGGGGAAGUGAUUCGGGUUCUGCUGAGGGAAGUUCUGAAACAUCUGAGCAAUACACCGGUGGAAGUAGCCGCUUACCCGGUCGGACUCGAUGCGCGAGUGACGGGGCUCAUAAAUCUCUUAGAUGUAAAGUCCCAUGGUAUUAAAGUUGUCGGCCUUCAUGGGAUGGGCGGCAUUGGCAAGACGACCCUUGCCAAGGCCGUCUUUAACAAAAUACUCGGACUCGAACAGUUCGAGCACCGCUGUUUUAUCUCGAAUGUUAGAGAACUUUCAAAACAAAAAGAUGGUUUAGUGUCCCUCCAACACAAACUCGUUGGUGAUCUCUUCGGUUCCGCUGCUGAUAUUGAUCUUUUUGCGAACGAUGUCGACGUCAAUGCCUCGAAAAUCCGAAAGAAUGUUCAUGGAAAAAGGGUUCUAAUUGUCCUGGACGACGUCGACGACGAAAACCAACUGAGUGCAUUGGGUGCAGAACUCAAAUGGCGAACAGAUGAAAAUAUUCGAAUCAUUGUCACAACAAGAAAUAAAGGAAUUUUGAAUGAACGUUACGUGAAUUUUAUUUACGAGGUCAGGGAGCUGCAUUUUGAUCAGGCACUACAACUUUUCAGCUAUCAUGCGCUUAGAAGAGACCAACCAACAACCGAGUUUCUGAAAUUGUCCGAGGAAAUCGUGUCUCUCACAGGGAACUUACCAUUGGCAUUGGAAGUGUUCGGUUCGUUUUUGUUCGACAAAAGGAAGGUAACCGAAUGGAAAGAUGCAUUGAACAAGUUGAGAGAUAUUCGUCCACACGAGGUUCAAGAUGUGCUGAAGAUAAGUUUCGAUGCGCUCGACACAGAAAAUCGAUGCAUAUUCUUAGAUGUAGCGUGCUUGUUUGCCAGUUUGGAAACCAAGAAAGAAGACGUAGUUGACGUAUUGAGAGGAUGUGAUUUCAAAGCAGAAAUAGGCUUAAGAGUUCUUGAAGAAAAAUCUCUGAUCAAGUUCCAUGAAGACGAUUCUAUUUGGAUGCAUGAUCAGCUUCGGGACAUGGGACGACAAAUCGUGCAAGAUGAGAGCUUUUCCGAUCCCGGAAUGCGUAGCAGACUGUGGGAUCAUGACGAAAUUGUGAGGGUCUUGAAAAAUCAUAAGGGAACAAGAAGAAUUCAGGGUAUUGUGGUGAACAUGAAGAAAGCUGAUAACGACCGGAAACAGGUGAUUUUUGGUACCAAGUCUUUCGAAUCCAUGGUUAAUCUGAGAUUGCUUCGAGUCAAUCAUGUAAACUUGGAAGGGAAGUUUAAAUUCCUUCCUCGUGAACUCAAGUGGCUUCAAUGGCACGGAUGUGCACUGGAAACUCUUCCUUCUGAUUUUUGUCCCCAAAAGCUAGCUGUCGUUGAUCUCUCGGAUAGCAAAAUUAAACAGUUGUGGAGCUCGAAUGUUAACGAGGUUGCUGAAAACUUGAAGGUCAUGAAUCUGAGCUAUUGCGCAAAUUUGGCAUCUCUUCCCGAUUUAUCUAGACAUAGAAAACUGGAAAAGAUUGUUCUCAAGAACUGUGUGGCACUGACAAACAUUCACAAAUCAGUUGGUAGUUUAAAGUCAUUACAUCACUUGGAUAUGACACGUUGUUUAAACCUUGUUGAAUUUCCAAGUGAUGUUUUAGGAAUGAAAAAUCUUCAAACCCUCGUCCUCAGCGAUUGCUCCAAGUUGAAGGAGUUACUGGAGGGCAUCGGCAGCAUGAGAUCGCUCAAAGAACUUUAUGUUGAUCACACCAGCAUAGACAAGCUGCCUGAAUCUAUUUACCGCCUCGAAAAGCUCGAAAAACUGAUCCUAGAUGGUUGCAUUCGGAUCAAAUGGUUGCCAACAUGCGUAGGAAUGCUCGUUUCUCUCAAGGAACUUAGUCUCGAUCACUCUGCAUUAGAGAAGUUGCCCGACUCUGUUGGAUCUUUGGAGAACUUGGAACGACUGAGUUUAAUAUCUUGUGAAUCUCUCACCGUGAUUCCCGAUACCGUCGGCAAUCUCAAAUUAUUGAAAGAGUUGCUCAUAAAGGGCAGUGCAAUUAAUGAGUUGCCAAAUUCUAUAGGUAAUUUAUCAUAUCUGAAAAGCUUAUUUGUAGGAGGCAAAAGUAUUAGCAAGUUGCCAGAUUCAUUUCGAGGGCUGUCGUCUGCUGUGGAACUUGAUAUCGCAGACACAUCAAUUACUCGUCUCCCAAGUUAUACCGGCGAAUUGACAUUACUUGAGAAGAUUGAGAUAAGGAAUUGCAUUUUACUUGAAUAUCUGCCAGAGUCAACCGGGAGCUUGUUUGCUCUUACAUAUAUGAACAUAUACAACGCCGGUAUUACCGAGUUGCCGGAGUCUUUUGGGAUGUUGGAAAAUCUUAUUACAUUAAGAUUGAACCAAUGUAGAAAGCUUCAUAAACUUCCAUCCUCAAUGGGAAAUUUGAAGUCUUUGCAUCAUUUAUACAUGAAAGAAACCGCGGUGAGGAAUUACCGGAAAGCUUUGGCAUGCUCACAAGCUUGCAGGUACUGACAAUUGGAGAGAAACGCAGUACACAAGUGCAACCGAAUUCACCAUUAGUAGCGUUGCCGUCAUCUUUCACGAAUCUGUCAUCGCUACAAGAACUCGACGCU